Molecule: messenger RNA, 2134 nt
Organism: Scomber scombrus (Atlantic mackerel)
Lineage: Eukaryota; Metazoa; Chordata; Actinopteri; Scombriformes; Scombridae
Product: serine incorporator 1-like
Exons: 10
Coding region: 80-1456 (458 amino acids)
Cellular component (GO): membrane
Source: RefSeq, a predicted model, not a curated record
CGUCGCCAUUUUGUUUGAGUUUCUUCCUGAAGUUUGUGAAUUUGUACGACUUCCAUCCAAAUAGUGAAUUAAAACCAUCAUGGGGGCUUGUUUGGCGCUGGGUUCAAUUGGCAGCUGUGCGUCCUGUUUGUGCGGCUCGGCCUCCUGCCUCCUGUCAUCAUGCUGCCCUUCAACAUACAACUCCACCAUGAGCCGGCUGGCCUUCUCCUUCCUCCUGAUGCUCGGGACUCUGGUGUCAGUCAUUAUGAUCCUGCCAGGCAUGGAGGAACAUCUUAAAAAGAUUCCAGGUUUCUGUCGAGGCGGCUCGUCCAUACCUGGUAUAGAAAACAAGGUGGACUGUGACAUCAUCGUCGGCUACAAGUCAGUGUACCGCAUGUGCUUCGCCAUGGCCUGCUUCUUCUUCCUCUUCUCCAUCAUCAUGAUCCGAGUGCGCAGCAGCAAGGACCCCCGAGCCGCCCUCCAAAAUGGUUUCUGGUUCUUCAAGUUUCUGGCGCUGGUCGGCAUCACUGUGGGAGCUUUCUUCAUUCCAGAUGGAGAAUUUACUACAGUGUGGUAUUAUUUCGGUGCCACCGGUUCUUUCAUCUUCAUCAUCAUCCAGCUCAUCCUGCUCAUAGACUUCGCCCACUCCUGGAACCAAUCCUGGCUGGAGAAGGCAGAGGAAGGAAAUCAGAAAGGCUGGUUUGCAGCUCUGCUGUCCUUCACCAUCGUUCACUAUGCCCUGGCGUUCACCGCCGUUGUGCUGUUUUACGUGUUUUACACCCAACCUGAUAACUGCACAGAGCACAAGGUCUUCAUCAGCCUCAACCUCAUAUUCUGCAUCAUUGUGUCCAUCGUGGCCAUUUUGCCUAAAGUUCAGGAAUCUCAGCCCAGCUCAGGCCUGCUCCAGGCUUCCAUCAUCUCCCUCUACACCAUGUACGUGACCUGGUCAGCCAUGACUAACAAUCCCGACAAGCAGUGUAACCCCAGUCUGUUGAGUCUGGUCCAGCCCAGCAGUCCAACACCUCCACCUGCUUCUCCUACCACAGCUCCCUCAAGUGUCCAGUGGUGGGACGCACAGGGCAUCGUGGGAUUGAUCAUUUUCUUGUUCUGUACUCUUUACGCCAGCAUCCGAUCUUCCAACAACUCCCAGGUGAACAAGCUGAUGCAGACGGAGGAAGGUCAGGGUCUGACCGCUAACGAAGAGGUGGCAAGUGAAGACGGAGUCCGACGGGCCAUAGACAAUGAAGAAGAGGGAGUCACCUACAGCUACUCCUUCUUCCACUUCAGCCUCUUUCUGGCCUCCCUCUACAUCAUGAUGACCCUCACUAACUGGUACAAGCCCAACACCGACAGCUCGGCCAUGCAGAGUUCCAUGCCGGCCGUGUGGGUGAAGAUCAGCUCCAGCUGGCUCGGCCUGGCCCUCUACCUCUGGACCCUGGUGGCCCCGCUGGUGCUCACAGACAGAGACUUCAACUAAAACGGUGAAGUCUCACUCUAGGUGGUUGCUAGCCUCUCGCUAUUUGCACCAUAUGGAAAAAGAAAGCUUAAAGUUGUUCUGCUUGAUUCUUUGAUGUAGUCACGGCUCCACAUUUAAGGUUGGGGAUUUAAAUGGUGAUAUGCUUUGUUGUAGACUUUAGUCACUGUACAUCUUACCUAAAUGUUUAUCCUUGUGGCUUAAACCAGUUUAAAUGAGCAGUUUUUCAGAAACACAAGAUUGUAAGAGUUAAGCUUUAAUCCCACAUUCCACUUUCUUAUCUCAGGUUAUUUUUAAAAUUCUCUUUUCUUUACUGUUACAAUAUAUUAAAAUUAAGAGCACUAAGCGCCUUUUUUUAUAGAACAAGACCAAAUAAAAUCUGUCCAGAAAUGUUUUCUUUCACUACAUUUACAGACAUUUAUAUUUUGAAAUCAUUCCAUUUAAAUUAGUUUAAGCUAAUGUCAAAAUUUGUGAGAAACUUUUUGAAAUGAUAGAUUUUUAUUGCUCAGCAUCGUUCUAACACACGGUUGAAGUGCCUUCUUAUGUUUUGCACACAAAACCUAUUAAGAGGAACCUUUUUUUAUAUCUUUAAUUGUUAAUGUGACAUUCAGAUAUCAUUAUGUUGUUUCUUCCAUAUUUGCACCUUUUUAUGAUAAUCAAUAAAGCUGAAAAAGAAAAAGG